AGCUGACCUCCGGCCCGGCCCGCCAAUCGGCGGCGUCAAAUUUCGGCGAGACGCGCGGACCCACGGCUAGCGCGGCUAGCUCCUCGGCUAGCCCGGCUAGCUCCUCGGCUAGCCCGGGCGUCCUCUCCCGAGUUGUCUUGAUUUCUUUAGGUGCAAAAUGUCCGCCAAAGAGUACAAAGUGUCCACCACGGAACGGCCCAUUAAAGCGGUGCCGUACCCUCCGGGGGCCCGUCUGUCUGUGUCUGAGCUGUACGUGGACGAGCGCCCCAGCGUGGAGGUCCUGAAGGCGCACCUGCUGAAGGAAGGCCGGCUGGAGGAGGAAGCGGCCCUCCGCAUCAUUAACGAGGGCGCCGCUAUCCUGCGCCAAGAGAAGUGCAUGCUGGACGUGGAUGCACCUGUCACAGUGUGCGGCGACGUGCAUGGACAGUUCUUUGACCUGAUGAAGCUUUUCGAGGUGGGCGGCUCCCCCAGCAGCACCCGGUAUCUGUUCCUGGGUGACUACGUGGACAGGGGCUACUUUAGCAUCGAGUGCGUCCUGUUCCUGUGGGCUCUGAAGAUUAACCACCCGGACACGCUGUUCCUGCUCAGGGGAAACCACGAGUGUCGGCACCUCACUGAGUAUUUCACCUUUAAACACGAGUGCAAGAUGAAGUACUCGGAUCGCGUGUAUGAGGCGUGCAUGGACUCUUUUGACUGCCUCCCUCUGGCAGCGCUGCUCAACCAGCAGUUUUUGUGCGUCCAUGGGGGCCUGAGUCCCGAGAUCAGCAGUCUGGACGACAUCCGCAAGCUGGAGCGCUUCAAGGAACCCCCGGCCUUCGGGCCCAUGUGUGACCUGUUGUGGUCCGACCCCGGCGAGGACUACGGCUCCGAGAAGAACCAGGACCACUUCAGCCACAACAGCGUGAGGGGCUGCUCCUACUUCUACAGCUACGCCGCCGUCUGUGACUUCCUGAUGAACAACAACUUGCUGUCGAUCAUACGGGCGCACGAGGCACAGGAUGCUGGUUACCGCAUGUACAGGAAGAGUCAGACGACGGGCUUCCCCUCCCUCAUCACCAUCUUCUCUGCUCCAAACUACUUGGACGUGUACAACAACAAAGCGGCGGUGUUGAAGUACGAGAACAACGUGAUGAACAUCCGUCAGUUCAACUGCUCGCCGCAUCCUUACUGGCUGCCCAACUUCAUGGAUGUCUUCACGUGGUCGCUGCCCUUCGUUGGAGAGAAAGUGACAGAGAUGCUGGUCAACGUGUUAAAUAUCUGCUCCGACGACGAGCUCAUGACCGACGCCGACGACCCGGGAGAAGGCGGAGCCCCCGCUGUCCGGAAAGAAGUCAUCAGGAACAAGAUCCGGGCCAUCGGGAAGAUGGCCCGAGUGUUCUCCGUGCUCAGAGAGGAGAAUGAGAGCGUGCUGCAGCUGAAAGGGUUAACGCCGUCUGGAACGUUGCCGCUCGGCGUGUUGUCGGGAGGACGGCGCACGCUGCAGAGCGCCACGGAAGAGGCGGAGGAAGCUCGAGGUGGUGACGACUUCAAGCCACCUCACAGGAUCCAAAGUUUCGAGGAGGCGCGAGGCCUGGACCGCAUCAAUGAGAGGAUGCCGCCGAGACGAGACACCCCGCCGCGCAGCGACAAUGGAACGGACGAGGCCUAGCCCCUCACCCUGGCUUCCUGUCCUCUCUUCCUCUUUCUCAUCGACACCCGGACGGUGCUGGUGGACUUUUGUUUUUGUUUGCACGACGCGACGCAGGGGCGGGGUUUACAUCCUCAAUAAACAAGGCAAAAUUA
Messenger RNA from Hippocampus comes (tiger tail seahorse), 1782 nucleotides. RefSeq names its product serine/threonine-protein phosphatase 2B catalytic subunit gamma isoform-like. The transcript is spliced from 14 exons. Gene Ontology annotation, molecular function: calmodulin-dependent protein phosphatase activity. The record is from RefSeq and is a predicted model, not a curated record. Gene Ontology annotation, biological process: calcineurin-mediated signaling. The coding region runs from base 158 to 1648 and encodes 496 amino acids. Lineage: Eukaryota; Metazoa; Chordata; Actinopteri; Syngnathiformes; Syngnathidae.